GCAAAAUGGAAAACACGAGAGUAGCCGCCAUUUUAUGACCAGUGGGCAGGUUUCAAAGCGAGUGACAGCUGACAAAGCUUUAAUUUUGGGGCCAAAUAUCAGAUGGCACUACAGUUUUCUGAAAACGUCACUUUAAGGCGACUGUCCCAACUCCCACCCCUGAUACAAUGCAAUGGGUCAUCGGUGAUAAUUAUUGUUGUUAGGUAGGUACCUACCUAUUGGCCUGGGUAUACAACUUUAUAGUACAACAAACUACAAAACAAAUAACUUUAUUAUAAUUUAUAACGGGCAUCAUUAUAUAUGAAAUAAUUAUAUCUUCUUAUUUAAAAUAAUACAGAGUAACAGUAUUACAAAAUGUUCCCAAGAAGAGUGCUCGUCAAGAUAUGCUCAUCUAAGGACACUGCUAAAUAUUGAACUUCCUUUUUAAAUUGUACUUGUAAUAGAAGUUAAUUGAAUGAUACGAUGGAGAGUGAUAAGAAAGGGGACGAUACUGGUGGACAAAAGAAGGAGACUUGUUUAUUACAAAAGAUAUGUUUAAUUUGUGGUGACAAAGCCCUAGGUUACAACUUCAACGCGAUUUCAUGUGAGAGUUGCAAAGCGUUCUUCAGAAGAAAUGCACUAACCAAUAAGGUAUUCAAGUGCCCUUUUGCCAAUAACUGUGAGAUCACUGUAGUCACACGACGGUUCUGUCAGAAGUGUCGCCUUGAAAAAUGUUUUAAGAUGGGAAUGGUGAAAGAAUUCAUUAUGUCAGAUGAAGAUAAGGCAGAGAAGAGGAGAAAAAUUGAAGAAAAUAGAGCAAAAAAACGUCAAAUCUUAGAAUGUGAGGAUGGAGUGUCAAGCUCAAAGCAUCGAAAGGAAGACCCAUUAAGAAGUCCUGCCUGUGACACUUCUGAAAAGUAUGAUGUAAAUAGUACAACUUGUAGUCCUCAUAGUACAAUGAGGUCUCCAGGCAGCACAGACUUGGAGAACUCACACAGUUGCCCCGUAAUGUGUAACCAGUAUGCUCCACAGGUGGAUGAAACUUACAGUAUCAAAGUAUACCCUAUUGAUGGAAAGACUGUUAUCAACAGGGCUGUGUAUGAAAAUAGACAUCAGGACCCCUAUGUGAAUGAAAAUCCUGACAGUAUGUGUAGUGAGUCAAGCAAAACAAAUAGCAUUAGGUCGGUGGAAUCAAACGGAGACAGCACGUUCACCGAGCCCCACCACGUGAGCGACGAGGCGCCCUCCACCAGUAUCUCCGACCCCGACGUGAACAAGGCCAGGGAGAUCCUGCAGGAUGUUGAGAGAAUAGAACCGAACUCCAUGGAGUCAAUACUGUGUGAGGCGAUCAAGCUGGAGUUCGAGGCGAACACGUCCCUCAACAGCUGCCGGGGGUCCUCCAGGGAGCUCAACGAGGUGGAGCGAGCGAAACUGAACGAGCUGAUUGUGGCCAACAAGGCACUGCACGCGCCCAUCGACGACGACCUCUUGCAGCUCGUGGGGGACACACCAUCGCAGUUCAACUUCCCAGGGUUCAAGGAUAUAAUGUCUAAGUCGGGCGAGGACAGCCCCGACCCGCUGCUGGUGAGCAUUGUGAACCUGACGGCGGUGGCCAUCCGGCGGUUCAUCAAGAUGGCCAAGAAGAUCAACGCGUUCAAGAAUAUGUGCGAGGAGGACCAGGUGGCGCUGUUGAAAGGCGGGUGUAUCGAGAUGAUGGUACUACGCAGCACCAUGACCUACGACGUGCAGAGGAACCAGUGGAAGCUUCCUCACAGCCAGUCGCGGUUCGGCUCCAUCGGCUCGGACGUGCUCAAGCUGGCCAAGGGCGACAUCUACCGCUCGCACGCCGCCUUCAUCCGCUCGUUCCCCAGCGCGUGGCGCACGGACGAACACGUCAUCCUCAUCAUGUGUGCCAUCUUGCUGUUCACGCCCGAGCGGGCCAGGGUGGUGCACCGUGACGUCAUCAAGCUGGAGCAGAACUCUUACUAUUAUCUUCUGCGAAGGUAUCUAGAGAGCAUAUACCCGGGCUGCGAGGCCAAGUCCACGUUCCUGAAGCUGAUCCAGAAGACGGUGGAGCUGCGACGGCUGGCGGCGGAGGUGACCGGCGUCUACCUCGACGUGAACCCCAUAGAGCCGCUGCUCAUGGAGAUAUUCGACCUGAAGCACCAUCCGACCUAAUAUCGUUGAUGAGUCGGCUCUUGUCGUGUCGUGUCGGUGCUUCGUCUGUAUCAUAUAUACCUACGAUGUUUUAAGUCAAACCGUGUAUUAGCAAUAACGGGUUUGUGGUGCUAAUGUUAAGUAGCACUGGGGGUAAAGAUUAAUUUAUAAAUAUGUUUGAAAUGCGAUGAGAAAACUUUUUAAUGAUAUGGUUAUGUAUAAAUUAAUAGUUAUCACAAAUUUUGACAAGAAGUAAAGAUGCUCCUUGUUAUUAUAUAUUAGUUCUUGUUGGGUCAAUUUUUUUAUAUUUGUGAAAGAACGAUUUAUAUUAAGAAAAUGUGCACGGGCUAUCACAAUUGUAAACGAACAAAAUAGUAUUAUAAACUACCUCCAAAUUGCCUGAUAUUAUGUCAAUUAAACUGUGUCUGAAUAUUUUAUUUUUUGUUGAAAUUAUAUCAAUAACGUGCUUAUAUGUAUAUAGUUAUGUUUACCUUUUGUUGUAAGACGUAUGAUAAAUAUUAUUAUUGUUAUUAUUUAAGAAGGGAUAAAUAUAUUAUAUAUGUUGUACAUCUAUUAAAUAGUAGACUGCAUACUUUGAUCUUCUAAGGGUGAAGUCGACAUAAGUUACUGCUGACAGAGUCGGGUAUACAAUGGCGGGAUCCCCACCAGGUUUUGAAAAUGGAAGCCGUCUGGUCGCCAGAACAUAUUUGUAAUUAAUCUCCUAUUAACAGUGUCAAUAUCUGUGUUCAGAUUACUAUCUCCCAUAGUGAUAAACUAUGGGACAACUGGAGGAUUGCAGACGAUCCCGGCUUGCUGCGGAAUAUGUCAGUCUGGAUCGUUUGUAGCUUUUAUGUGUUACAAGUUUUCUACUUAUUGGCAGCUUCGACCGAGAGAUAAGCUUGGCACGAGCAAUCCCAUUCCUAGUGUUCUCCACGUGCUUGCAGUCAAUUAUUGUGACGCCCAGAUACUUGAUAAGAUAGAUACAUGAUGGCUUCCAGGGUGAGCCUCUUCUCUGAAAACUCAGGUUUAUUCGAGAAUACGUAGAAAGCCGAAGUUUGUCUGUCCAACGAGCGGGAGGACAUCCGUGUACCGGGCGUGCUAUGGAUUAGCCACACUCUAAUUAUUAUUUGACUUGUCAUCUUAGUUUGCGUCAUAUUGUUCAGCUCGUGUCAUUCGUAAUCAAUCUCCUUGUUGGCCUGCCGGACAUCUCACACGCGUGAUACGCGACGUGAUGGACAAUGAACACCAGAUUGCACUUCUGUUGGCUUGGUGUACGGCAUCAUCAGUUCAGGUUUCGAAUCUCCUUUCCCUUUUUCAAAAGCAUCACAACCUUGCCUACUUUACUUUUCUUCAAAGUCAAAGUCAAAGUUUUUAUUUGCUUAAACAUGUUAGAUUGAUGUUACAUAAAUAUUAUAAAGUAUAUUAUUGCCACAUUUAUGACGUGCAAAUUUUAUAAACUACAUUUCUAAAUCAUUAGUAACAAUAAUAUCAAUUUAACAAAAGAUUAGUAGCAGUAUUAUAUAGUCAAGUUUUUAGUUGAAAAUAUUCGUCUAAUGAAUAUAAGCAGUUUUUACGAAGGUAUAUUUUCAAUUUAGAUGAGAAAUUCCUAUUUGACGAUACCUCUCUUAUUAUUUUUGGGAUGUGAUUAUAGAUUUUUAUGCACAUACAAAAACAGUUUCUCUGAAAUAAUGUAGUUCUACAGCAAGGUACUUGUAGUUUGGUGGGGUCCCUGGAUGGGAAAAGAGAAGUGUUUUCCUGUGUACUGAAUUCGCUAAAUUUUUUUCGAACAAACAUACAGCACUCAAAUAUGUAUAAUUCAACAAUUGUUAAUAAGUUAUAUUUUUUAAAUACGGGUCUGCAGCUUUCAAGGGGUCUUUUUCCCGCUGCAGCCUUCAAACAUUUUUUUUGCGCAAUUAAGACUCUAUUUAUUACUGUUGAGUUACCCCAUAUUAUGAUACCAUACCUAAUUACUAUUCUACGUAAGCAUGGUAAGCCGUUAAAGCCGCUUUUUCCGAUAUAGUUUUUUUUAUUCUUUUUAUUGCAAAAACAAACUUAUUAAGACGUUUGCAUAAUGAUUCAACGUAAGCUUUCCAAUUACAAUUAUUAUCCAUUAUUAUGUCUAAGAAUUUGGUAUUUUCAACCUCAUCAAUUUUAAUUUUAUUGUAUGUUAUGUUUCUAAGGGGUGGAUAUAUGGUAUUAUAAUUUUUAAAUUGUAUAAGUUUUGUUUUUAUUAUAUUAAUAUUUAAAUUGUUAUUUUCUAACCAUUUGCCGAUUUUCAUGAUUUCAUCAUUUAUGACCGCGUCGUAUGGUCUUUUUGAGUUUGUGUCAGUGAUAAUUAUUCUAAUGUCGUCAGCAUAUAAUACACACUUAUUUUCUGUAAUAUUUGGUAGGUCGUUGAUAUAUAGUAGAAAUAAUAAUGGUCCAAGUACACUGAGAAAUUCAAGAUUUCUCGUUAAUAGCUAGUGCUUGCGGGCUAGGUAUUCGCCUGAUCAGUCCCGACUCCCGUCGCACGGCCUGGGUUCAUUAAUAUUUGUUCGUCUUGUCAUAUAUAUAUAUAUAUA
Molecule: messenger RNA, 4697 nt
Organism: Leptidea sinapis
Lineage: Eukaryota; Metazoa; Arthropoda; Insecta; Lepidoptera; Pieridae
Gene: Hr96
Product: nuclear hormone receptor HR96
Exons: 8
Coding region: 463-2157 (564 amino acids)
Biological process (GO): positive regulation of transcription by RNA polymerase II; negative regulation of transcription by RNA polymerase II; cell differentiation
Molecular function (GO): nuclear receptor activity; zinc ion binding; RNA polymerase II cis-regulatory region sequence-specific DNA binding
Source: RefSeq, a predicted model, not a curated record